Molecule: messenger RNA, 222 nt
Organism: Lasiosphaeria miniovina
Lineage: Eukaryota; Fungi; Ascomycota; Sordariomycetes; Sordariales; Lasiosphaeriaceae
Exons: 1
Molecular function (GO): nucleic acid binding
Source: RefSeq, a predicted model, not a curated record
GUCCUUGUGUGGCCUCCGAACUCCCCGGACCUCAACCCUAUUGAGCCCUCUUGGAGAGGGAUUAAGUUCUCUUGGAAAAAACAGAGGGUUCCAAAGUCAAGGCCGGCUCUUGAGAAAGACUGGAGCACGCAGUGGCGUGAUUAUCUACAGGAAAAGCUGCGCCGGCUUGUAGAGCGAAUCCCCGGGAAUGUCAGGUGGGUGAUCCGACUUGCUGGUGGUAAU